Sinocyclocheilus grahami is the source of this 598-nucleotide messenger RNA. RefSeq names its product UPF0687 protein C20orf27 homolog. The coding region runs from base 287 to 598 and encodes 103 amino acids. The transcript is spliced from 5 exons. NCBI's taxonomy places the organism in Eukaryota, Metazoa, Chordata, Actinopteri, Cypriniformes, Cyprinidae. The record is from RefSeq and is a predicted model, not a curated record.
GUGAUUAACGCGGAUGUUGUAGCCCUUCAGUGAAAGUGAAGUCGAGCGCUCGCUCGCAGAUCAGCACUCGCCUGGUUCUAACUGGAGCUUUGGGUUUUGCGCUUCUGGUUCUGGUUCUGGUUCAUUUCUGUAGAAUCCUGGGAGGAUCGACGCGCGAUUUUAGACUGAAAUCUACAGCAGCAGAAGCCCGUUACAAGUGAGAAUAGGGUUGUUUUGAGGUCAGAUGUCAUCUGCGAUGAGGCCGUAACAGAAGCUUUUCUUGAGUUUGGUCCUGAUUUUUGCCAGAAUGGCCAAUGCUAAGAAAGCGUCGUCUAAGACGGGGUGUGUUCGCUUCACUGAGGAACCUGCUGCAGCCGCCGCCGCUCACUCUCAUGUGCAUUUUGAGGAGAAACUGCACGACUCCGUCGUCAUGGUGAUACCCGAGUCCAACGGGAACUUCCUGGUGAAGGUGGGCUUCCUGAAAACACAGCACCGAUAUGAGAUCGUGUUCACACUGCCUGAGACGCCAGAGCUCGGGAAAGACGUGUGUCCAGCCCCCAUCCCUAAUCCUCACCUCCGUAUCACUAACAUAACACCGUCCUCAGACGUGCCACUGUAA